Apodemus sylvaticus (European woodmouse) is the source of this 1678-nucleotide messenger RNA. It is a transcript of the gene Fcrla, whose product is annotated as Fc receptor like A. The record is from RefSeq and is a predicted model, not a curated record. The coding region runs from base 2 to 1129 and encodes 375 amino acids. Lineage: Eukaryota; Metazoa; Chordata; Mammalia; Rodentia; Muridae. The transcript is spliced from 6 exons. Gene Ontology annotation, biological process: cell surface receptor signaling pathway. Gene Ontology annotation, molecular function: transmembrane signaling receptor activity.
CAUGUUGAAGAAAAUCAGUAUGUUGGGGUUGCAGGGGGGGACAAACACAGCCGCCAUGAAGCUGAGUCACAUGCUCACAGAGUGGGCUCUUUAUGUCUGUCCUGCUGUGCUCCUGGCCACCCAGAUGUCACCGGCUGGAUGUCAUGCGGCUGCCAGUUCGGAGACUCUGACGUGUGAAGGACUGGUCAGCACUGAGCACGGCAGCUGCCAUGUUGCUGCUGCUAAGGAGGAUGAGGGUGAUGAAGACAAUGACGAUAUGACCCGCUCCAGCGAAGCUGGCUUCCAGGUCAAGGGCUACACGUUCAGUAAACCCUUCCAUCUCAUCGUGUCCUAUGACUGGCUGAUUCUCCAAGGUCCAGCAACAUCGGUAUUUGAAGGAGACACAUUGGUUCUGCACUGCCGUGCCUGGCAAGACUGGCCGCUGACUCAGGUCAUCUUCUACAGAGAGGGCUCAGCCCUGGGUCCUCCUGGACCUAAAAGGGAAUUCUCUGUCCCUGUGGCACAAAAGUCAGACAGUGGGCACUACCACUGCAGCGGCAUCUUCAGGAGCCCUGGGCCUGGGAGCCGGGAGACAGCAACCCCUGUGGCUAUCACCAUCCAAGAGUUGUUUGAAGCCCCAGUUCUCAAAGCCUUACCUUCUAGUGAGCCCCAAGAGGGAGGCUCAGUAACCCUGAGCUGUCAGACAAAGCUGUCUCUGCAGAGGUCAGCUUCCCGCCUCCUCUUCUCCUUCUACAAGGAUGGAAAGCCACUGAGUACCAGAGGAGUCUCUUCAGAGCUCCAGAUCCCCAGAGUCUCAGAAGAACACUCUGGCUCCUACUGGUGCGAGGCAGCGACUGAGGACAGGCAGAUUGCCAAGCAGAGCCCACAGCUGGGAUUCCGGGUGCAGGCUCUUCAGAAACCAACUGCUUCAGAAACUCCUCCUACAGAAGCUCCUGGUCCUCUGCCUUCACCUGCUCCUUCUGCUGAGCUGCCAGGAUUCUCCUCCUCAGACCCCCACCUUCACUACCAGAUACGCCUUCUUCUCAAACAAAUGCAAGAUGUAAGAGUUCUCCUUGGUCAUCUGGUCAUGGAGCUGAGGGACCUGUCUGUAUACCUGAAGCCUGGUACCACAAAGGUUGCUGACAAAUGAAAGCAAGCUAUUCAUCUGUGAUACGUUCAGCCACCUCAAUAACUCCAGCUCUUUCUGUACCACACAUAUAUAGACGUAGUUUUGCAAGCUGGUUUGAUACUUUGUUAGAAUAGUGGAACUGUUUGAGUUAAAUAAAUGCAUACAGGGUUAUAGCCAGAAUUUGCCUAUAACUAUAUUUUGUUUAGCUACGACAAAGUCAUUCUGCAUUCUAGACCAGGAAUUUCUUUCUGUUGCCCAGAACAGAAUUUAAAGAGAAGCAAAAGAGGUAACUUUGUAUUACAAUAUCAGCUAGGGACAAUUUCUCUUCCCUAUUUUCCCACAGGAAACAUUAGCAAUGUCUCUUAGACAUCUGGAUUUCACACAGGGUGGGAAGGAUGUAUAUGCUACUAGAAUUUAAUAAGUUAAGGCAUUUAUAAGCCAAGGAGGCCAAUAACCAUCCUAUAAUGCACAGGACAACCCUUUUCCCCAAUAAAAAAUUUCCUAUUCCCAAAUUUUAUUAAUGUUAAAGUUAUGAAAUAUGAGGCUAAUAAAAGCUAGGUGUCAAUCUGA